GAAUUUGGGCUGCGGGAUCAGACGGGCGCACACAAUGGUCGAUACUUCGGAAAAAGUUCCUAUUGCCCUGGCGGGUCCCAAGGACGUGGAGCAGUGUUUGCCCCCUGCAUACACAGCUGUGACAGUGAAGCCUUCGAGCAAUAGCCGCCUACUCAGAAUUGGAGCCGUGGUGCUGAUCUCUGGGGCCCUUCUGCUUCUCUUUGGAUCAAUCGGAGCUUUUUACUUCUGGAAGCCAAAUGACAAGCAUGUUUACAAUGUCCAUUACACAAUGAGCAUCAAUGGCAAAGUACAGGAUGGAUCUAUGGAAAUCGAUUCUCGAAAUAACUUGGAAACCUUCAAGACUGGGACUGGAAAUGAUGAAGCUGUGGAAGUGCACGACUUCCAGAUUGGUAUAACUGGCGUUCGCUUUACUGGAGGAGAGAAGUGCUACAUUAAGGCUCAAGCCAAGGCUCACAUCCCCGAUGUCGACAGUGUGACAAAAGAAGGUCUCUCGUUUGAGUUGGAAGAUGAGAUCAUGCCGGCAAAGUUUGAUGAAAAUUCCCUUAUCUGGGUGGCUGCAGACCAGCCUGUAAAAGACAGCAGCUUCUUGAGCCCAAAAAUCCAGGAACUUUGCACAGACCUUCCAAUCUUCUGGCUCCGACCUACAUACCUAAAAGAACAUCAAAGAGGUAAAAGGGAGACUGGAAGAAAAGUCAGACAAGCUCAGAGCCAGUUCGAAGCUGCUGCAGAAGAAAGGAAUACUAGACGCCAAGGCAAUCGCAGACCUCAAAUAAAUGAAACAAGUUCUGAGCAAGAAACUCCCUUCAACCCAGAGAAUCCCUAUCACUUGGAAGGAGAAGGCGGCAUGACAUUUGACCCCAUGUUGGACCACCAAGGUGUAUGCUGCAUCGAAUGCAGGAGAAGUUACACACAUUGCCAGAGGAUCUGUGAACCACUAGGCGGAUAUUAUCCAUGGCCUUACAACUACCACGGGUGUCGAUCUGCGUGUAGAAUUGUCAUGCCUUGCAGCUGGUGGGUUGCACGUAUCUUAGGAGUUGUCUAAAGAUGAAAUCAAAAUCUGUACAGAGAAAGUGAGCUGAAAGUAACGUCAGCCUCAAGGGUAGGAAGCAUUUUCCAGGGCACACAAAUAGUGGGUUAUUUAUCAAAGUCCGAAUUUAUCUCAAUAUUUUCUGCUACAAACUCCGAUCAAAUCCGCUCUGGUUUUUUACGCUUAUUUAUUAUUACAUUUUCCUGAAAAUUUGCUUUGCUGGGAAAAAAAAAUCUGAUUUUUGCAACUUUUACCGAUUUUCUCAUCCAAUUUUCCCCGAAUUUUCACCCAAAAACUUUGGGGUAUUGCACGAAACCCAGGGCACAUCAAAAAAUCAUUGGGACUUCUCCCACUGACUUGUAUGCAACCUCGACAGGUCUGAAAAAUUUAUGAUUUAGGAUUCGGUUCGGGAUUCGGCCUUUUUCAGCAGGAAUCAGAUUCGGCCGAAUCCUUGUGCAUUGCGAACCGAAUCCUAAUUUGCAUAUGUAAAUUAAGGACGGGUAGGGAAAUCACAUGACUUUUCAUCACAAAAGAAGAAUUUUUUCCUUUCCUGACCCUAAUUUGCAUAUGCGGAUUCGGUAUUCAGGCAAAUCUUUCACCAGGAUACAGGGAUUCGGUGCAUCCCUAAAAAAAAAAAAAAAAAA
This is a messenger RNA of Xenopus laevis (African clawed frog), 1671 nucleotides long. It is a transcript of the gene cnmd.S, whose product is annotated as chondromodulin S homeolog. The record is from RefSeq and is marked provisional. Gene Ontology annotation, biological process: negative regulation of endothelial cell proliferation; animal gross anatomical part developmental process; negative regulation of angiogenesis. Gene Ontology annotation, cellular component: endomembrane system. NCBI's taxonomy places the organism in Eukaryota, Metazoa, Chordata, Amphibia, Anura, Pipidae.